UCACUCCUAUCAUCUCAAAACGCAAAGUUUUCUCUUCAAAGAAGAAAUCAUUUUCUUUCAUUUUCCUUCCAAAUCCUUAGAAACACUCACUCUCAACCCUUCACACAACUCAAAAUAUGGCUCUUAACAUCACCACCACCAAAACAGCCGUCACCAGUCUGGUCAAGGCAGCAAGUCUUCCUAGGAGGGCUUAUGUCACCUUCUUGGCCGGGAACGGUGACUAUGUUAAGGGCGUGGUGGGUUUGGCCAAGGGCCUGAGGAAGGUCAAGAGCAAGUAUCCACUUGUGGUGGCCAUCCUCCCCGACGUUCCUGAGGAUCACCGGACGAUUCUGGUGGAGCAAGGAUGCAUCGUCAAGGAAAUUGAGCCAGUGUACCCGCCGGAGAACCAGACCCAGUUUGCCAUGGCCUACUAUGUCAUCAAUUACUCCAAGCUUCGUAUAUGGAACUUUGUGGAGUACAGUAAGAUGGUAUACUUGGAUGGUGAUAUUCAGGUGUUUGAGAACAUCGAUCACCUGUUUGACAUGCCGAACGGAAAGUUCUACGCCGUGAUGGACUGUUUCUGUGAGAAGACAUGGAGCCACACUCCUCAGUACAAGAUCGGAUACUGCCAGCAGUGUCCGGACAAGGUCCAGUGGCCGGCGAAGUUGGGUCCCAAGCCUCCUCUCUACUUCAACGCCGGCAUGUUCGUUUUCGAGCCUAGCCUCUCCGUCUAUGAUGAACUCUUGAGGAAGCUCAAGAUCACCCCUCCCACCCCUUUCGCCGAGCAGGACUUCUUGAAUAUGUUCUUUAGGGAAAUUUACAAGCCAAUUCCGCCGAUUUACAAUCUGGUUUUGGCCAUGCUAUGGCGGCACCCCGAGAACAUCGAGCUGGAGAAGGUGAAGGUGGUGCACUACUGUGCCGCCGGGUCCAAGCCGUGGAGGUUCACUGGAACAGAACAGAACAUGGACAGGGAAGACAUCAAAAUGUUGGUGAACAAAUGGUGGGAUAUUUACAAUGAUGAGUCGCUGGACUACAAGAAUUAUGUGGUUUCUGGUGAGGAUGAGGCAGUGAGCUGGCAACAGUUCCUGGCGGCACUGUCGGAGGCCGGCGUUGUUCACCACUUUUCAGCUCCAUCCGCUGCGUAAUUGGCGGUCCCCGUGGAGACACAGAUAUAGGACUAAUGUGUGAUUAGGUGAUUUUUUAUUUUAUUAUUUUUAGCCUUUCUCCUUUUUAUAAAAUGGAAGGCUUUUUAAGCCCUAUUUCAGGGUUGCGUGGACUGAAUAGGACCCCUGUUUCCUCUUUUUAUUCUUUUUUUUUUUUUUUAAAUGAAUACAUAUUAAGUAA
Molecule: messenger RNA, 1323 nt
Organism: Rubroshorea leprosula
Lineage: Eukaryota; Viridiplantae; Streptophyta; Magnoliopsida; Malvales; Dipterocarpaceae
Source: the annotation of a GenBank genome assembly